Molecule: messenger RNA, 1837 nt
Organism: Bombyx mori (domestic silkworm)
Lineage: Eukaryota; Metazoa; Arthropoda; Insecta; Lepidoptera; Bombycidae
Product: aliphatic nitrilase
Exons: 2
Coding region: 572-1747 (391 amino acids)
Molecular function (GO): beta-ureidopropionase activity
Source: RefSeq, a predicted model, not a curated record
AUCAGCAAUAAGUAGCUAUACAAUUAUCGAUGUCUUUAUUUUUACAAAUCUGUUAAAUGGGUUUGAGGGAGGGAGAUUUAAUAAUAGCGCAUAUUAUUAUGCACUCAAAGUACGCAAACUCAUUAAUGGAAAUUGGAAUCGGAAAAUAAUACAACAAUAUUAUAAUUAUCAACGUAUGUACAGUAAGAACGAAUUAAUAAGAUGUAUCUCUAACGUGUGUUGAUUGAAAAUAAAUAAUAAUAGAAAGGUCACGAAUACAAUCGAAGUUUUGUUGUUUGUGUACAUUUCGGUUGGUCAUUCGGAUGCUGCUAUCUCAAAAGCAAACCAAACACAGCUUCACAACAACCCCAGUCACGUACGCAAGUUUACGAUAACAUCCAUCAUAUUGUUGUCUCAUUAUGCCUCUAAAUGUGAUAACACGUUAGGUCGAAGGCCAUAACUUGGAACACACAGAUAAAUACUAUUCAAUGCAUCGACAAUACUGAACGAGGCUAUUUAAGCGCUGGCGAUCUCAAUAGCUCUCAGUCGGCAGUUGAGUUUACGCAAACAACGUUAGGCAUCACUCGCAGUCAUGGAGAAUGAAACUCACAGCCUUGAAUCUAUAAUAAACAACAACUUGACCGGGCGCGACUUGGAAGAGUUCAACAGAAUUCAUUUUGGGCGGCGGAAUAACCUUGAAAUCAAACUGAAAGAAUCCUCGAUCGCUGCAGCUAAGGAGGCUGACUUCGACGUCGCCGCAUACGCUUUCCCGGCCAAGGACGAGCAGACCCGACCCCCGAGAAUUGUGAAGGUAGGAAUAGUUCAGCAUUCCAUCGCGGUGCCCACCGAUCGUCCAGUCAACGAGCAAAAGAAAGCAAUUUUCAAUAAAGUCAAGAAAAUCAUCGAUGUUGCCGGCCAAGAGGGUGUUAACAUCAUCUGUUUCCAAGAGUUGUGGAACAUGCCCUUCGCGUUCUGCACAAGGGAGAAGCAGCCGUGGUGCGAGUUUGCCGAAUCAGCUGAAGACGGGCCGACCACGACCUUCCUUCGGGAACUCGCCAUCAAGUACGCAAUGGUGAUCGUGUCCUCGAUAUUAGAAAGGGACGAGAAGCAUUCGGACAUACUUUGGAACACUGCGGUUGUAAUUAGUGACACCGGAAACGUGAUCGGGAAACAUCGCAAGAACCACAUUCCGAGAGUCGGCGAUUUUAACGAAUCCAACUACUACAUGGAAGGUAACACCGGCCAUCCUGUAUUUGCGACCAGAUACGGCAAGAUCGCGGUGAACAUCUGCUUCGGACGGCACCACGUCUUGAACUGGAUGAUGUUCGGACAGAACGGAGCGGAGAUCGUCUUCAAUCCGUCAGCGACGAUCGCCGGAGAAGGCGGCAGCGAGUACAUGUGGAACGUUGAAGCUAGGAACGCAGCUAUCACGAACUGCUACUUCACAGCGGCCAUCAACCGAGUCGGCUACGAGGAGUUCCCGAACGAGUUCACUUCGGCUGACGGGAAACCGGCACACAAAGACUUGGGCCUGUUCUACGGAUCGAGCUACUUCUGCGGCCCUGACGGCGUUAGGUGCCCCGGUCUGUCCCGCACCAGAGACGGCUUGUUGAUCGCGGCCGUAGACUUGAACCUGAACAGACAGAUCAAAGACAGACGCUGUUAUUACAUGACCCAACGCCUGGACAUGUACGUGAACAGUCUCAGCAAAGUACUCGAGCUGGAUUACAAGCCGCAGGUCGUACACGAAAAUGAAAAGCAAUUUUAAGCGAUCCCGUUCCAACAUUGACCACCGAAAUCUAUGUAUUUUGCGACGAAUCUCUAUGUAUUCUUAAAUAAACUGCCUUUCUGCUUUUUA